Messenger RNA from Plasmodium cynomolgi strain B, 2808 nucleotides. RefSeq lists its product as hypothetical. The record is from RefSeq and is a predicted model, not a curated record. Lineage: Eukaryota; Apicomplexa; Aconoidasida; Haemosporida; Plasmodiidae. Bases 1 to 2808 code for a protein of 935 amino acids. The transcript has 3 exons.
AUGAAGGAGCAAGUAAAUGGAGUAGCCACAGAUAGAGACAAGCACCGUCUUGAAGUAGGACCUACUGAUGAGGACAACGAAUUCGAUCUUAUUAGCGAUCAUAUAUUAGUUAGAAAAAAUAGGAAAUCUAUAAAAGAACUUAUGGAAGCAGGAAUUUGGGGAGCUCCAAAAGAGAACCUCAAAAUGAUAAGAGAAAGGACAAACAAAAAAAUUAAUUGGAAUUAUAUUCUAAAAAAAAACAAUAAAUUGCUAAGUGAUAAUGUUGACCAUAUAUAUAACGAAAUUUACAGAAAAGAAAAUGUGGAUGAUAUUUUUUUUGUGUUCGAUACGAAUCCGUAUAGCUACUUAAAUAUCACUAUGAGCGUUUUUUCGCUGUACAAAAUUGCUACGAGCUACUUGAAUGAGAGGAGACAGAGAGUGGAUUCUUCUCUUAAAGGAAAGAAGGUCGGUGUGCUGUCGUCAAAUGGGACAAGUAAGGAUCCACUGGGGGGAGACCAUCCGAAUGAUAAUUUCCUCACCAUGGACGGAAGUGGGGAAGACAACUACGGAGAGGUAGACGAUAGCAAUAUCCUUAAGCUGAAGGAUGAAAGGAGGAGACUAAAUCACAUCACGCGAAACAGGAACUUUAUGAGAAUAGUAGGCAGCAUAAAUAAGCAUCUUAAAAUUAUAUAUAAAAUAUUUUCCACAAAUGAGAAGCUAACGAAGUAUGAAAAAAACAGAGAUAUGUAUAAAUUCAUUCCUUACAUAAACAUCAAGGAUAUUAUUACCAUUUUGAGAUGCUUCUCCAUUUUGAAAUUCGAUCACACGAAUAUUUUUAAGUACAUAUAUUUUUUCCUCGUUUUUUUUAUGGACCAAUUCGAUAUGUUCCUGCUGUGUGAGGCUGUGUACCUUUGCUUGGUGAAGAAGAUUUACGUCCGCCCGCUAUUCCUCAAUUUUUCGAAGCGUCUUUUGGGGUACCUGCAGAGGGGCGGCGAGGGGAGCGAUAAGGGGGGCAAUACAGGAAGUGAUAAGGGGAGCAGUACGGGAAGUGAUAAGGGAAGCAAUACGGGAAGUGAUAAGGAAAGCAAUACUGGAAGUGAUAAGGAAAGCAGUGCGGAAAGCGUUGGCGCUGCCACGGAGGAUGCCACGGAGGAUGCCUCGAACGAUGGCGCUAUCGCGGCCGCCGGUGCCCGGGCCGCACCGUACGACGAAGCAAACUUGGAGGCCUUCUGUCGCAACAUGGAGCAGGCGCUGCAGAGGGACGACCCCGAACCCGACCACUUUGCCUCCUCCCCCUUUCACAUGAAGCACUUCAGCUAUUCUAUCUACCACGAUGCGAACUACUCCUCCCUAAACAGCUCACAAGAUGAGCUAGCGAAGGAAAAGGAGCGAAAAAAUGAUGAUGUGAACAGAUUUGCUGCCCAAGAUUUGAGACACGCAAAAAGGGAGUUCAUCGAUUCGAGCCAAAUACAAAGAAAGUCGAACGACCCCCCCGAAGUGACGUCCCCUCAGGUGGAUAGUCAAUCCAUCUGCUUCCCUGUAUACUGUCUCUACACCCUGUGCAAGUUCCCCUACACGAAUGUACAAAUAUUAAAUAUGAUCAUGUCUCAAAUUAUGGAAAAAGCAUCAGAGCUAAGCAUAGAAGAGCUCAUUCUGUCCUUUUACAGUCUUGCUGAAUUGGAGGUCAACUCUCCUAAGCUGUUGAAUUCCCUAUUUUUGCUAAUUUUUAAUUCUCUACAUUUUUUAGACUACAGAAAUAAUGGCCUGGUUACGAAGCUGAUAAGAGCCUUGUACUUAGUUGAAGGAGAAAUUUUUGGUUCCCUCGGGGAGGAGAACCGUUGUGAAGAGAUGAAAACGCUUAUGGUGCACUACCUAGCCAAAAUGGUUUUUCAUAAUCGAAACAACUACACGCCGAUCGAACUGGUUGAUAUCAUUCGGUAUAUGUCAGCCUUCUCACACAUCGACAAGGAAUUAUUCAACUUCGUCUAUGAGAUGCCAUUUUUACAAAAUUUGAACCAAAACACGUUGGACUAUUACAAGAAUAAUGUCUAUUUUAAUCAGUCCUAUUAUGCUUAUACGAAAGAUAGCAGCGUUAACACUCCCAUCGAGAUAAUGGUGUGCAAGCUGUAUCAGUCGUACUUGGCGUACCGCGCGUGGGGGGUGCGGAAGGGCGAUGCAGCCAUGGGGGCGGGGUCACCACAGAUGGGUGAUGCGACCAUGGGGGCGGGGUCACCACAGACGGGCGAUGCGGCCAUGGGGGUGGAGUCACCACAGAUGGGUGAUUUACUGCAGAGGGGUGACAUCCCCGCCCUGCACGCCAUUCGCGCGCACAACGAAAAGGUGAAGCCAUUUCAGUAUAAGCCCAAGCUGCUGCAGCUGUUCAGGCAAACCUACACAAACAACAUGCGCAUAUCCUCCUACAGCUCCUCCUCGCUGCACUACGAAAUGGCAGAUAUAAUUAAAAAGGAUUUAAAGAUUCCCUGCCAUGUCGAAUACGUGACAGACAAGGGGCUGUUUAUUGACAUUGUGAUACUUCGAGAAGACUUGAUAAAAUUCGAUGCGUCUUUUUCUGGUCUUCGUGAUAUCGCCAUAGAGGUGAAUGGCCCGUUCCACUACAAGACCAAGUCGUACAGCGGGGGAGUUCCACCCCUCAACACGAAAACGGUCGUCAAGCAGAGGCUGCUCGAGCACGACAAGUGGCGCGUCAUCUCCCUCCCCUUUUGGGAAGUGAAGCCAUGGUUCAGCAAGAGCAGAAAGGAAAACUACAUCUUGCGAGUGCUUCCCGAUGAACUGAAGUCCUUUUUCAGUAACAAAGUCGGGGCGCCUUAA